Suillus bovinus is the source of this 1075-nucleotide messenger RNA. Its product is annotated as amino acid/polyamine transporter I. Lineage: Eukaryota; Fungi; Basidiomycota; Agaricomycetes; Boletales; Suillaceae. The annotation marks the transcript as partial. Gene Ontology annotation, cellular component: membrane. The record is from RefSeq and is a predicted model, not a curated record. Gene Ontology annotation, biological process: amino acid transmembrane transport. The transcript has 14 exons. Gene Ontology annotation, molecular function: L-amino acid transmembrane transporter activity.
CACAGCUGCCGUCUAUGGACGGUUUGCUGUCCCGUGACCUCAUAGACGGGCUGGUCACCAGUCUACUGAUGACUCCUUCAACCUGCGCGUCUGACAUGAUUCAGAUACUGCCGGAGGCAUGGGUCGUCACCUUGGUGUAACAUUUUUCACUCCUUAUUGUUGGAAAGAUCAUCGGCACCGGUAUAUUCUCAACUCCAUCCUCCAUCCUCUCCGGCGUGGGCUCAGUCGACGCUUCCCUCAUGCUUUGGUUCGGCACCGUGUUCCCCCAAAGUGGCGGGGAGAAUGUAUACCUUGAGGCCGUCUACAGAAAGCCCAAGUACCUUGCCACAAUAGUAUUUGCUGCCAACGCUAUAUUACUUGGAUUCACUGCGAGCAAUUGUAUUGUCAGUCGUGUCUUGUUUUUGCUAGCAAUCAUAUUCUUCGUAACCCUUCUACAUGGAUUGACCCCCAAGACCGGCGUACUGAUCAUGAACUUCCUCUCGAUAUUCAAGAUCGUAAUUCUGGUAUUCGUUGUGGUCAUAGGCUGGGUAGUUCUCGGAAACGCAUUUGCGGGGAGCUCCACGAGUAGCAACGACUAUGCAACCGCUACCUUUAAAGUUCUGUAUGCAUAUGAAGGAUGGUCAAACGUGAACUACGUGAUGAACGAUAUCGCGGGUCCGCUUGGUCUUGGUAUAUGCACCAUUUUGUACUUGCUUGCAAAUGUGGCUUAUUUCUUGGCUGUAAUCAAGACGGAGAUUGAUGAGUCUGGUGUUACUGUCGCUGCUUUGUUUUUCGGGAAUGUCUUUGGUUCUGUUGCGGAGCGCGCACUAUCAGUUUUCAUUGCCCGCAGCGCUAUUGGAAAUGUUAUCACUUUGACUUUUUCGGCAGCACGAGUAAACCAAGAGCUCGCAAAGGAAGGGAUACCCUUACCAUUCGGAAACAAAUUCUGGGCUUCAAAUUGGACCACUGGGAAGUCCCCACUUCCGGUAUUGAUAAUCCACUUGAUACCCUCUGUUAUCGUCAUCAUCGCGCCUCUCCCAAACAUUGCUUACCCCUUCAUUUUGGACAUCGAAGGAUACCCACAGCAGAUUAUUAA